ACGUUUCUACUACAUAUAUAAAAUUUGUUUCAAUACCAAACGAAUUUUCACAAGAUUUACAUAGUAUAAUUCUGUAUACAAAUGGGUAUUCUGCGUCAGCUAUUGUUUGGUAAAUAUCUAAUAGUUACCAACACUGUGAGUUGUGGUUUUAUGAUGGCAGCAGGAGAUGUGAUCCAGCAGCGCAGCGAACAUUGGAAGAAGCAUUGUUCUCAUAAAUACUUUCCGAGCAGCGUUGUAGCAGCGUCACCAGAAGAUGAAAAGGUGGCGGCAAUUUCUAGCACGUACGGACACGAUUAUAUAAGGACUAGGAAUAUGAUGAUUGUAGGACUGCUUCAAGGUCCGUUUCAUCAUUGGUUCUAUAUGCUCCUAGACAAGGUUUUGCCAGGCAGGAACGCAAAGUCGGUCCUCAAAAAAACGUUUCUAGACCAAUCGAUUGCGAGUCCCACGUGUUUAACGAUAUUUUUCGUCGGCCUCGGGAUUCUGGAGAGCCGCAAAAUUGAUGAAAUCUGUAAAGAGCUAAAGUUAAAGUUCGGCGAAACGUGGAAAGUCGAUUGCUGCUUUUGGCCUCCUACGCAAUGCAUUAAUUUCUUCUUUGUGCCUCUGCAUUAUCGGGUACUUUAUACAAACGCUAUGACGAUGGUCUAUGACAUUUUCCUAUCAUAUAUGAAAUAUGACGCUCACUUCGAAUGACAAAAUAAACAUCUCAUGGCUAAUUCUUCGCAGACUAAGGCUAGUCUGAGACAGUAUGAACAAAAGAUAUGACUAUGUAAAUAAUAAUUA
This is a messenger RNA of Cyphomyrmex costatus, 780 nucleotides long. Its product is annotated as mpv17-like protein 2. Bases 82 to 690 code for a protein of 202 amino acids. Gene Ontology annotation, biological process: mitochondrial ribosome assembly. The transcript has 4 exons. NCBI's taxonomy places the organism in Eukaryota, Metazoa, Arthropoda, Insecta, Hymenoptera, Formicidae. Gene Ontology annotation, cellular component: membrane; mitochondrion; cytoplasm. The record is from RefSeq and is a predicted model, not a curated record.